Nicotiana tabacum (common tobacco) is the source of this 714-nucleotide messenger RNA. RefSeq lists its product as uncharacterized. NCBI's taxonomy places the organism in Eukaryota, Viridiplantae, Streptophyta, Magnoliopsida, Solanales, Solanaceae. The record is from RefSeq and is a predicted model, not a curated record.
AUGGAUUGCCAUUGCGUGGUCAUGAUGGAAUACAAAGGUGUUUUUCUUGAACUUUUGGAAUUUCACAGAGAUAAGCAUCCGGAUGUGGAAAAAGCGAUAUUACGUCAUGCUCCAAAAAAUGAUAUGAUGAUUUUUCCAACCACUCAAAAGGAGAUUAUGGAUGCUUGUGCUAAAGAAACCAUUAAAACUAUUAUCAAUGAUUUAGAUGGUGAUUAUUUUGGAAUAUUGGUUGAUGAAUCAAAGGACAUCUCACAUAAGGAGCAAAUGGUCCUAGUUCUACGAUAUGUUAACAAAAAUGGGGAGGUGAUAGAGAGAUUUUUGGGCGUUGUCCAUGUGAAAGAUACAUAUGCACAAUUACUGAAGGAUGCAAUUUAUUUUUUACUUCUGGCUAACUCAUUAAGUUCAUCCAAGAUACGUGGACAGAGUUAUGAUGGCGCAAGUAAUAUGCAGGGAAAAAUAAAUGGCCUAAAAACUUCAAUUUUGCAAGAUGCUCCAUCUGCAUAUUAUAUUCACUACUUUUCUCAUCAAUUACAACUGACACUUGUAGCUCUUUCUAAAAGACAUUCGGAUGUAAAUAAUUUCUUUGAUGUUGUCACUAAUUUGUUGAAUACUAUUGGAGCAUCUUUUAAACGCAGGGAAUUACUUCGACAAUGCCAAGUAGAGAAGUUGGAAGAAUUACUUAAAAUGGAGAAGUUUAUAUCGGGCAAAGAUUGA